This is a messenger RNA of Cicer arietinum (chickpea), 1395 nucleotides long. RefSeq names its product peroxidase A2. The record is from RefSeq and is a predicted model, not a curated record. Gene Ontology annotation, biological process: response to oxidative stress; hydrogen peroxide catabolic process. Gene Ontology annotation, molecular function: heme binding; peroxidase activity. Lineage: Eukaryota; Viridiplantae; Streptophyta; Magnoliopsida; Fabales; Fabaceae.
AAACUACUCCUUUUUUGGCAACUACUCCUUUAUUAAAGCAUAGAAAGAAAAUUCGCACGUUCUUUUUCAUUAUUUAAAAUAAAAUUCGAACCACCAAUAGUCCAACAGUACCGACAAUGAAAAUACAAAAGAACGACAUUGCAUUGGUCAUUUGACUCAAACUAAAUAAAAGCCUCAUUGUCUCUCAUAAUUGCAAGCAUUGGAAAGAAGAAAAAUGAAUCCACUUAGUCUAAUUGCAACAGCUUUUUGUUGUGUUGUGUUUAUAGUAAUUGGAACAAUACCCUUUUCUGAUGCACAAUUAGAUCCUUCAUUUUACAAUGAUACAUGUUCCAAUGUUCAUUCAAUUGUACGUGGUGUGCUCACAAAUGUUUCACAAUCUGAUCCUAGAAUCCUUGCUAGUCUCAUCAGACUCCACUUUCACGAUUGUUUUGUUCAAGGUUGUGACGCCUCAAUUUUGUUGAACGAUACAAGUACAAUAGUGAGUGAGCAAAGUGCACCACCAAAUAAUAACUCCAUAAGAGGUUUGGAUGUGAUAAAUCAAAUCAAAACAGCAGUGGAAAAUGGUUGUCCCAACAUAGUUUCUUGUGCUGAUAUUCUUGCCCUUGCUGCUCAAAUAUCUGUUGAUUUGGCAAAUGGUCCUGUUUGGGAAGUUCCAUUGGGAAGAAGGGAUAGUUUAACGGCUAAUAAAAGUCUUGCAACUCAAAAUCUUCCAGCCCCCACCUUUAACCUCACUCAACUUAAAUCCACAUUUGCUACUCAAGGCCUCAAUACUACUGAUCUAGUUGCACUUUCAGGUGGUCACACAAUUGGAAGAGGUCAAUGUAGAUUCUUUGUGGACCGAUUAUACAAUUUUAGCAAUACUGGUAAUCCUGAUUCAAGUCUUAACACAAGUUAUUUACAAACACUACAAUCAAUAUGUCCCAAUAGUGGACCCGGUACCAAUCUCACCAAUUUGGACCCAACUACUCCUGAUACAUUUGACUCCAACUACUACUCUAAUCUUCAAGUUGGCAAUGGCUUGUUUCAGAGCGACCAAGAACUUUUUUCAACAACGGGUGCAGAUACCAUUUCAAUUGUCAAUAGUUUCACCAACAAUCAAACUCUGUUCUUUGAAAAUUUCAUAGCCUCCAUGAUAAAAAUGGGGAAUAUUGGAGUGUUAACAGGAUCUCAAGGUGAAAUUCGAACACAAUGUAAUGCUGUGAAUGGGAAUUCCUCUGGAUUGGCUAAUGUAGCCACUAAAGAAUCAACACAAGAUGCUGUGGCUCAUUCUGAAUAUAUAUAAUUAAUCAACAUAAGCUGAGGUGUCCAUUUAUUGACACAUAUAUACAUUUAAUUAAUCUCUGAAUAUAUAUAUUCUACAUUAUAUCUAUAUACUAUUACAUGUGUUUGGUCUUU